ACGUGACUUUGUUGAGACCCUGGAGUAGGUAGGCAAUCAACCUCCCACUCCAGAACAGUAGGUGGCGAUAUAUGCACAUUAACGUUAUAUAAACCAAUACGUAGAAGAAAAAUACGCCGACUAAGAAAAAUUGGAUCGACUGUUUACUACAGCGCGACUCAUUAGGGUUUUAACAUUAAAAAAAUAUAUAUAGAUUUACAUCAACAUGCCAGCUGAAAGUCUGAGAUGGGAGACGCUCGGAGCUUUGAAAAACUCUCCAAAAGCAAAAAUCAAAUACAGUCCAGACUGGCUCGAGAAGGGCGAGGACAUUUUAGCAGGCUGUAAAGAGGUAACCAGUCUGUCCCCACUCUCUGAAGAAGUUCUAAAGAGACUGAGCCCAAGCUUUCUGCAGAAAAGUAGUUCUGGCUCAGAUUUCAUGAUCCCUGAUGCAAGUACACCUGAAAAUGAGCUCAACUGUGGUUCAGCUGCUGUUAAAAUAUACCAUACACGUCUUAAUAUAUCAUCCACUUCACCACUGCCACUCACUGUUGAAAAGAAGGUGACUGACAAUAUAUCAGAAAGUUUGAGCUCCACCUCAGACAUAUGCACCAGUUCACAACAACCUAUUUCUCUUUUCUCACCUAAGGCCACUCAGAUGGCAGGGUGUAUUCGCAUCUGUGAGAAGAAACACUGGAAUAAAGCCAAGACAGAGCUGAAUGUGAGGCAGGAGCUCCAGGAAUGUGUGGUAGCUGGUGUUGCCAGUCUGGAGUCAGAGCAGCUUAAACGCUUUGAGGAGUUUAUGGAGCUUAAGCAGAGACAGGAGUACCAGAGCAUGAGGGACAUGAUGGAAAAAGAAACACAGGAAAGCCUUGGACGCCAGGAGAAAUUAAAGGAAGAGCACAGACACAGAAUGAAGAUCUUAAACCUGCGGCUGCGGGAGGCAGAACAACAGAGGCUGAGGGAAGCAGAGCUUGAGCGGCAGAGGCAACUGGAUGGCAGGGAUAGGCUGAGGGCACUCAAUGCUGUUCAAGAGGAGGUCCUUAGACUCAUUCAGCUCCUGAAACCGCCACCUUACACACAAACAAACCCUACUUUGGACUAUACUUCUUAUAUCACUCGUGGCAACCAGCUUUGUUCACAGGUUUCCGAGGUGGUACAUGCGACAACUGAAGGACAGUUUCCAACUGUUGAGGACAUGACUGUUGCGGAAAGGGCACUUCAUGAAAUGAGGGCGCUAGUUAGAGCCAUCCAGGCGGAGCUUGCUCAAGAGAAAAAGAAGACUGAGCAGGAAGAACAUGAGUGCAGGACGAAACAAACAGAGGUGAAAACCCAGCAAGAAGAACUGGACAAAAUUGCAAGAUUAUCCGAUAAAGAGAACACUAAAACACAAGGCCUGCAAAAUAUAGCGGAUGACAGCACCUUGAAAUGGUACAAGGAACUGCAAACUUUGGCCAGCCACUGUGCCCACUCAUUUGAAGAUUUAAACAGCAAAAAGGAUAUUCAGACAAAAAAAAUGAGGAUGGAGCUUCAGAAAGCUGCAACAAUUCCUGUGAGCCAAAUCUCCAGUAUCUCAGGUUCCCAGCUAAAGGAGAUUUUUGACAAGAUUGACAAACUGUUAUUAGGGCGACAAGUUGUGUCUGGUGGAAAGUCAGUUUCUACACUCCAGCAUCCUCGUGGACUGGAAUUCGUAAGCUAUAAAUUGGCAGAAAAAUUUGUGAAACAAGGAGAAGAAGAAGUGGCAUCUCACCAUGAAGCUGCAUUCCCCAUUGCAGUUGUGGCUUCAGGUGUCUGGGAGUUACACCCUAAAGUGGGAGAACUUAUCUUAGCUCAUCUCCAUAAGAAAUGCCCAUAUGCUGUUCCUUACUACCCCCCAAUGAAGGAUAGCAUGUCCAUUGAAGAAUAUCAACAGAUUCUAGGAUAUCGUGUGGAUGAGUCAGGGGUGGAAGGCCAGGACAGUUUCCUAAAAAGGAUGUCUGGAAUGAUCCGACUCUAUGCAGCCAUAAUACAAUUAAGAUGGCCUUACAUUAACAAACAAGGGCCUGGUCCUCAUGGACUUAAUCAUGGCUGGCGUUGGUUGGCUCAGAUGCUGAACAUGGAACCUCUAGCUGAUGUUACAGCAACUCUUCUGUUUGACUUUUUAGAGGUAUGUGGAAAUGCACUUAUGAAACAAUACCAAGGGCAGUUUUGGAAACUUUUGCUUCUCAUCAAGGAGGAGUACUUUCCCAGGAUUGAAGCAGUUACCAACAGAGGUCAGAUGGGCUCCGUGAUGAGACUUAAGCAGUUUCUGGAGGUGAGAACUCCUUAAGAAACAAGCAGAUUGAGCUACCUAAAGGACAACUGAACUCUGCCUUCUGGAGAGCCUGAGGGUUGUGGUUGUUUAUCUUUCAACUACCUCAGUACUUGCUUAGAUGAAUCAUGAUCUGCUAAUAGCCAGUAUCAAAGUUUAAUAUCAGAGUUAUUACUUAUUACGCACAUGUUACAAAUUUAAAAUAUUUUGUUUUAGACAUAAUAAACACUUUUUAGCCACUUUAAUUAUCCCCCCUCCCCAGUUACACACCUAAUGAUAACUGUUGCUCGUGAGGUGUUCUUAGCAUUUUGUGAUUUGAAAAAUGAAAUAUACUAGGCUAUAGCAGUUCUGGAAAUACUUCAGAGUGUGUAGUAUCAACCAUGCCACGGUCAUUAUUUGCACAGAUGUUUGUUGUGAAUAUUUACUUCUGCAUGAUCGCCUGCAUCAUGAUUGGCUCAGUUGAUAAUUUUGUGAAUGUACAGAGGCCCAAGGUGUACAUAUUUAAUGGAAUGUCAUUGGAAGAUUACUAAAAUCUACAUCAUGCUUACAGGUUUAUGACAAAUGUACAGACUGCAUGUCAUUGAUAGAAUAAGUAAUUGUUUUAAAAAUUUCCUGAAAAAAAAAAAAAAAGAGCUGAAAAAACACCUGAUUAAACUUGUAUACAAACAUGAA
Molecule: messenger RNA, 2938 nt
Organism: Clarias gariepinus (North African catfish)
Lineage: Eukaryota; Metazoa; Chordata; Actinopteri; Siluriformes; Clariidae
Gene: gle1
Product: GLE1 RNA export mediator
Exons: 16
Coding region: 206-2284 (692 amino acids)
Biological process (GO): regulation of translational initiation; regulation of translational termination; poly(A)+ mRNA export from nucleus
Cellular component (GO): cytoplasm; nuclear pore; nuclear pore cytoplasmic filaments
Molecular function (GO): phospholipid binding; translation initiation factor binding; inositol hexakisphosphate binding
Source: RefSeq, a predicted model, not a curated record